UGUUAUGUUUUUCAUCCUGCCAAGGAAUCCAAAAACAUCAGCUGUCUCCCGUUUCCCGAGAGUUCGCCGACCAGUUUUGCUUUCAAACUGAAGAAAAAAACUACAGUUUAACUUCACCAGGCACAAUCAUCAGAAUGAGAUGCAGGAAAAUAUUUUCAUUUUACCGUUCAGUAUGAGAAACAUUUUACAAGUGAUAAUCGUGUAUGCCCAAAAGGUAUUUGUGCGGAUCUGCGAAUCCGGUUUUUGUGGAAUAAUUCAACCAAGGGCUAUGAUGUAGCAGCGGUGGAGAGUAAGUCCAAUCAUACGGCUUCAUCCCACCCCGGCAGCAGAUGAGCGCUGGCGAAUGUUCUCAGCCACCUGGAGGAGGAGGUUCAGCGCGGAAGAAAUGUUACCAGACAUCGCCGAUCUGGUGUUUGGACUUAUUUGAUAAUUUCAUAGAGAUUGGGUGUGCAGAUGGGCGGUUGGAGUUCUGGGAGGGAACGACUGGUAACUUUAAGGGUAUAUAUGAAGCCGAAAACAUCCACAACAAUGGAGUAACUAACAUAAAGCUCGCCGGUGACAAAGUGAUAGUCCCACGGUUGAGUGGACGAAUCGAUUCUCUGAGACUAGAAACGUACACGCAAGGUUGUCAGAUCGAUUGGGGUUUACGUCUGCAUAUGGGCGAACCCACGUACGCACCGGUUCGGCAGGAAGCAUUAGUUUAUUUCAGCAAUCCGUCCACAGCUUUGCCAGCUCAACAUAACGCAUCCGAGGAGGAGCUUCGAUGUAUUCUGGAGUUUCACCAGCAGGGUUACCGGUGACAUGUUUGGAAGUGGCGGGCGGUUGACUGGCAGCCAAGGCCACACUGUUAAAGUGUUCUGAUUCG
This is a messenger RNA of Topomyia yanbarensis, 865 nucleotides long. RefSeq names its product sterol regulatory element-binding protein cleavage-activating protein-like. Lineage: Eukaryota; Metazoa; Arthropoda; Insecta; Diptera; Culicidae. The transcript has 3 exons. The coding region runs from base 330 to 800 and encodes 156 amino acids. Gene Ontology annotation, biological process: SREBP signaling pathway. The record is from RefSeq and is a predicted model, not a curated record. Gene Ontology annotation, cellular component: Golgi membrane; endoplasmic reticulum membrane. Gene Ontology annotation, molecular function: sterol binding.